Molecule: messenger RNA, 872 nt
Organism: Pecten maximus
Lineage: Eukaryota; Metazoa; Mollusca; Bivalvia; Pectinida; Pectinidae
Product: calmodulin-alpha-like
Exons: 5
Coding region: 30-566 (178 amino acids)
Cellular component (GO): myosin II complex
Molecular function (GO): calcium ion binding
Source: RefSeq, a predicted model, not a curated record
GAUUUUCUAUGUGAUUUCGUCACAAACGUAUGUGUGCCGAAUUCGGUACAGUAACCGAUACAUUUAACACAGAUCGAAUUCGUACAUUACACAAGGCCGAAACCAACAUGGCGGACGAGCUGACAGAGGAUCAGGUCGCAGAGAUAAAAGAAGCCUUCAGUUUGGUCGACAAAGACGGCGAUGGAGCAAUUUCCACGAAGGAGGUCGGUAAUGUGAUGAGGUCACUAGGUCAAAAUCCCUCCGAGCAAGAACUACAGGACAGAAUAGACGAACUGGAGGAAGAGGAUAAAGGUGGUCUGGUAGAAUUCCCCGCGUUCUUGACAUUAAUGACGAAAUCUAUGAAAGAGAAGGACACAGAGGAGGACCUUCGGGAGGCCUUCAGGGUUUUCGCUAAGGACAGCAAUGGAUUUAUAGCGACACCGGACCUCCGACAGGCGAUGAUUAAUCUAGGAGAGAAACUGACAGAUGAGGAAGUAGAGGAAAUGAUCAAAGAGGCCGACAAAACAGGAUCUGGACAAAUUGCAUUUGAAGAAUUUGCAGCCCACAUAUUAAGCGUUAAUACCUAAAUACUGUCACCCGGGAUGAGGGGGCCGUGGAAAGACUUCAAAUGAUGACGUGGUUCACUUGUAGUUGAGAAACUCCCUGCCUUGACGGAGAAUUAGCUCUAUGUAUUUUUGACGAUAUCACUUCACUUUGUCUCAUGCAAUUUACUAAUAGACAGUUUAGUCUACAAAGAUUGGAUUAUGAAUCCAUCUGUAGAAACUGAUAUAUGGAGGUGCUAUUGUUUAAUACACAUAUAAUAACCUUCAACCAAACAUGUAAUAAUGUUUCUUAAAAUACAUUAAACUCUGUACAUUGCUAUAUCAUAUCAA